AUGAAGCAGUGGAAGAAGAACUUUGGUCUGGCGCAGCGCGCGAUGGCGCUGCGGAUGGACACAUCAGGCAUCGACACGCGGCAAGAGUUAGCAGAAGGGCGAAAACGCGGGAAGGACGGACUGGGGUGGUCAAGAAGACGCCGGAAGGGAGGAGUCAGAAGUUUGCCCUAUGUGGUGGACAGGAAGAUCAUCCACCCUAAUAUGGUGGCGUCCAGCACCCAACGAAGAAGCGAAGAGAUCGGCGCAGCUUCACCCGAGGAGGACGAGCGGAGUGAAGAACUAGAGCGCGAAGAUGAAGAAUAA
Molecule: messenger RNA, 303 nt
Organism: Peronospora farinosa
Lineage: Eukaryota; Oomycota; Peronosporomycetes; Peronosporales; Peronosporaceae
Source: the annotation of a GenBank genome assembly